Messenger RNA from Sorghum bicolor (sorghum), 2710 nucleotides. RefSeq lists its product as uncharacterized. The transcript is spliced from 2 exons. The record is from RefSeq and is a predicted model, not a curated record. The coding region runs from base 51 to 1772 and encodes 573 amino acids. NCBI's taxonomy places the organism in Eukaryota, Viridiplantae, Streptophyta, Magnoliopsida, Poales, Poaceae.
AGCAAGAUUUCGUCGCGCCGGCGCUCACAGUCUCGUACUCCUCGCCUACAAUGGCGUCUCCCUCCAGCUCCUGCGAGGUCGUGGACCUCGCCUUGGCAGCAAGCUGCGACGAUGCAUCCUCAAAGCUCUUCUUCAGCAGAGACGGCGGCGGCGACUUGUCUUGGCCGGCGGCGGCGGGGAUCUCGUCCGCGCUGACCGACCAAAAAUCGCUGGUUGCCCUGUGCGGCAAAUACGGGGUGCCCAGGGAGUUGAAGCCCGUGUGCGCCGACACCUUGAGGUGCGGGGUGUGCGAGACGCCGCCCGAGGGCUCGAAUGCCCUGUGCAUCUACUCCGACGCGCUCGAGGCCGGUCUGCGGUUCCCGCUCCAUGACUUCUACCUCAAGCUCCUCCGGCACUACCGCCUGGCGCCGAGCCAGUUGGGCCCUAAUGCGUGGAAGUACAUGGCGGCGUUCGUGCUGCGCUGCAAGGAUGCCGGCGUGGAACCGCUGGUAUCUGCCUUCCGAUACUUCUUUUCCGUGUACACUCACAAGCGCCAAGACAAGCCAUUGGGAUGGCACUAUUUCAAGCCCUGCGCCGGCCGCCGCCUCUUCACAGGCACUCUGCACACCAAGUACGGCUGGAAAUCAAGGUUCUUCUUCCUUAAGUCCCCGCAGGGGAUGCCGUGGAAGUGCCCGGUGGCGUGGGGCAAGCCCAGGAUGGAGGACGCCCGCACAGUGGAGCUCACGGAUGCGGCGAUAAACAAGCUGAUGCAGAUGCCAUGCAUUGAUUUGAAGUACUUCUUGAGCCUCGACGCCCCGCCCGUCGGCGCUCUCACCCUGCUGCAGCUGCACUCCACGACCGCGCCCAUGAUGAAACCAGAAUCCGCAGCGGCCAGCGCCCAAGCACUCGCUCUUACCUCAGUGCACCAGCUGCACGCGGCAUUGGAAGCGGGGGCAAGAGCACCCAGCGCCGCCGGCGAGGGUGGCGACUCGACGCGGCGGAAGCGCAGGUGUCCAGGUCUGGGCCCGGCGUCCGUGACCGUGACACCUCCGAUGCCUCAAAGAUUUGCCAUUUCGGCGCCGCCGCUGCCGCUGCAGGGAAUGGGAUCAAUGACGCCAUGUGAGACAUCGUUUGAUGGAGCCUGGGGCGACAGCGACAUCUCCAUGCCACCGGGGAUUUGGCCAAGUGACGCCCUCUGUAUGUACGAUGCUAUGGUGGGAAUUGAUGCUGAGGUCCGAUUGCAAGAUAAGGAGCAGGAGACAGAUGCCAAGGCAGCCCAGCAGAUCGCCCACCUUCAGGAUCAGCUGCGACAGGCCAACGCCGUGAAUGAGAAGUUCAUGGACUACUUGGUUGCGGCCAGAGCCGAGAAUGCACAGCUCAAGGAGAAGUACGCCUCUGAGAUGGCCAAGCUCAAUCAGGAGCACGCCUCUGAGGUCACCAAUCUCAAUCAGGAGCACGCCUCUGAGAUCGCCAAGCUCAAUCAGGAGCACGCCUCUGAGGUCACCAAGCUCCAGGACGAGCAUCACAAGGCAAGCACCGUACAUGCCGAGAAGGUGAAGGCGGAGCGCAUGGUCGAAAUGGCUAAGCUCCAGGAAGAGCACGCUGCUGAGGUUGCCAAGCUCAACCAGGCGCAUGAUGCUGCCGUCGCCUGGCUCAUGGAGGAGCACGAGGUCGAGGUUGCCCGCGUGAAGCACACAGCGGAGGAGGUGGCGGUGGAUGUGGUGCAGGAUGCAAAGGACAUAGUGCUCGCCCUAUUCCCGGACCUGGAUGCCUCAUUGCUGUUCAGAUCAUGAACCAUUCUACAUGGAGGAGUUCCUUAUUUUGAUGAUCGCCAUCCUUCGUGUUGAGAUAGAGUUCCAAGAGUCCAGUAGGAGAAUUCCAGUCUCUUCUGAUGGUAUGGUGAAGAACCUAGCUACCUGGUCAAAAUGAUUUUGGCAUGACCAUGGUGUAGCUCUGGAGUAUAUCAUCAGUUUGUUAUGUUCUCGUCUGCUAUAUGUAAUAUAUGAUGAGAUUGACGAGUGAAUACUGGUGAUGUAGUGGACCUGGUGGUCUUUUGCUUUCUAAAUAUUGAACUGUUUUAACCUAAAUCAGUCACAACUAGAUUAGAUCCAUGAUAAAUAGGAUCAUCACUGCCUGAAAUGCUCCCCAAACCUUCCUCCUGAUCUAGUUCAGUGAAAAACACUGCAGAUGGUAAUGGAAAUGAGGAUGGAGGAUUGGGAUAAUGAAUGGUGUGCCUGAUUAUGCAACACCUGACUCUGGGCUACGUGAUGGGUUUUCUGUUUGCCGUGGUGCGUGUCCUGAUGAAGGCCAUGUGAACUGAGGCACUCUACUUAACCUUAUAUGGGUUGAAGCCUUUUAGUAUGACCCUGUUUAGAUCAUGGUCAGCCUGUUUGGAUACACAAGUAGCUAAUAGUUGGUGUGGUUGGGUGCUUUUCGGAUCAGCAGCAAAAAUAUGCAUGCACUGGUGGUUGUCUAUAGUGUUCUUUCUUUCUUUAAUCCUUUAUUUACUAAAUGGCAUGUAGAUAGAGAUAGAAGGAUUUUUUUUUUCAAUCUACUAGCUGUUACUAUUAGCUGGAUUGAGAUACUGAACUGUUAGGUGAGAGGAUCUAAACACGUCUAAUAUCAUGUCAAGGUGCGCACGUGACUAAAAAAAGAACCAUGAGAUGAAGGAAGAGAUCUCAAUGAAAUGAGCAGGUAAAUAUUCAGAAGCAGGGUCUAUAUAAACGAAUGG